CUCAGGCUGGGUGUCGGGGGAGGCGGAGAGGAAACGGCGCAGCGGGGAGACGGCUCGGUCUGAAAGCUGAAGGGUCAAGUGAGGCUGACACAUGUAGGAGUCUAUUUUACCUCUUUCCGUUCUACUUGUCAUCAUGGAUAUUACUUACAUCAUUAACUGACACGCACAGACUUGAUCAUGUUAAGCCCAGUGAAGAAGCUUUCCCAGUUCCAGGUUGGCUCCCUUGCUCCUUACCAACGUAACUCUUCAACGCGUAUAUUAAAUGUUGGAUAAAACGGCGUUGGAUGAGGACUGGAGGCCAAGGCUCUUUUUUGGUUCUUCGGAGGACGGCCACGUGUCUGCUUUAUUCAAAAAGAAAAUGAAAUUUCCAUUUUAUUGGCUCUUUCUCAUACAAAUAAAGUAAUUAUUUCAAGAAGAUUGCUGCUACGACAUUUUGUGGGCAUGGCUACUGAUCCAACGUGAUUGUCCGGCAUCUCUGUUUAGACUCAUGAGUGGGUAUACCAUGCUGCGAAAUGGGGGAUUGGGGAACGGAGGUCAGCCGUGGAUGCUACGUUGGUCCAGUCGAAUCAGGCUCUCUUGGCUCAGCUUCACGUUGUUCAUCAUCCUCGUUUUCUUCCCCCUUAUCGCCCACUAUUACCUCACCACCAUCGACGAUGCGAACGAUCCCGACAGGAGGAUCUUUGGCCCGCGAACGGGGAACGAACUUUGUGAAGUCAAGCACGUACAGGAUUUGUGUCGAAUCAGAGAAUCGGUAAGCGAAGAGCUGCUCCAGCUCGAAGCCAAGCGUCAGGAACUUAAUAGCGAAAUUGCUAAAUUAAACCUUAAAAUCGAAGCGUGCAAAAAAAGCAUCGAAAAUGCUAAGCAGGACCUUCUGCAGCUCAAAAAUGUCAUCAGUCAAACGGAACAUUCAUAUAAAGAACUGAUGGCCCAGAAUCAGCCAAAGCUUUCAUUGCCAAUCCGGCUGUUGCCAGAGAAGGAUGAUAUUAACAUACCUUUGCCAAAGUCCAAAAGGAACUGCGGGCUACACAAUUGUUUCGACUACUCACGGUGCCCGCUUACUUCUGGGUUCCCCGUAUUCGUCUACAACAGUGAUCAAUACCCUUUUGGUAACUUUAUAGACCCUUUAAUCAAACAAGCCUUGGAGGCGAGCGUCAGAAAUAACGUUUAUGUGACUGAAAAUGCAAAUAAUGCGUGUAUAUAUGUAGUCUUAAUGGGGGAAAUGCAGGAGCCAGUGAUGCCAAAACCUACUGAACUGGAGGAACAGUUACACUCUUUGCCAUAUUGGAGGACUGAUGGCCACAACCAUCUUAUUAUAAACUUGUCCAGGAAAUCUGAAACCCAGAACUAUCUUUAUAAUGUCAGCACGGGGCGCGCCAUGAUCGCUCAGUCGACGUUUUAUGACUUACAGUACAGGCCCGGUUUUGAUAUCGUGGUGUCGCCGUUAGUCCACGCCAUGUCCGAACCCAACUUCCUGGAGAUUCCACCUCAGGUGCCGGUGAAACGGAAGUACCUAUUCAGCUUCCAGGGAGAAAAGAUUGAGUCGCUGCGUUCUAGUUUGCAAGAGGCCCGGUCGUUUGAGGAAGAAAUGGAAGGCAACGCGCCGGCGGACUACGACGACCGCAUCAUUACUACCCUUAAGGCUGUCCAGGACAGUAAGUUGGAUUUUGUCAUGGUCGAGUUCACUUGCAAAAAUCAGGCGAAGCCAAGUCUGCCCACUGAGUGGGCUUUGUGUGGGGAAAGGGACGACAGGUUGGAGCUACUGAAGCAAUCUACAUUUGCACUGAUAAUUACGCCGGGAGAUUCGCAGCUGGUUAUAUCUGCUGGCAGUGCCAUGAGGCUUUUCGAAGCUCUGGAGGUAGGCGCUAUUCCCGUCAUCCUCGGAGAACAGGUUCAACUGCCGUAUCACGAUACAAUCCGGUGGAACGAGGCGGUGUUAAUACUACCAAAGCCACGCAUCACCGAAGUCCACUUUCUCUUGAGAAGUAUAUCGGACAAUGACCUCCUCUCGCUGAGGAGGCAAGGCCGUUUCCUGUGGGAGACCUACUUUUCUACUUCUGAUACAGUAUUUAAUACUAUUUUAGCAACCGUUAGGACUAGAAUACAAAUUCCCGCCGCUCCCAUUAAAGAGGAACCGGCGGUAGAGAUUCCUCAUCGGUCCGGCAAAGCCGCCGGCACCGAUCCCAACAUGGCGGACAACGGAGACUUAGAUUUGGGGCCGGUGGAAACAGAGCCUCCUUAUGCGUCUCCUAAGUAUCUGAGAAACUUCACCCUCACCGCAGCGGAUAUCUACCGCAACUGGAAUACAGCCCCCGGCCCUUUUCACCUAUUUCCGCACACACCCUUUGAUCCUCUCUUACCCUCCGAAGCGAAAUUUCUUGGUUCUGGUACUGGUUUCCGGCCGAUCGGCGGCGGAGCCGGCGGCUCGGGAAAAGAGUUUCAAGCCGCCCUCGGGGGGAAUGUACCCCGGGAACAGUUCACGGUGGUCAUGUUGACGUACGAGCGCGAGGAAGUGUUGAUGAACUCUUUGGAAAGGCUGAAUGGACUGCCGUACUUGAAUAAAGUGGUGGUGGUAUGGAAUUCUCCAAAGCUGCCGUCUGAAGACCUGCUGUGGCCGGAUAUUGGGGUACCGAUCGUGAUUGUGCGCACGGAGAAGAACAGCCUGAACAAUCGCUUCCUCCCCUGGGAUCAGAUAGAGACGGAGGCCGUUCUCUCCAUCGAUGAUGAUGCCCACCUGCGCCACGAUGAAAUCAUGUUCGGCUUCCGGGUGUGGAGAGAGGCGAGGGAUAGGAUCGUCGGCUUUCCGGGUCGCUACCACGCCUGGGACAUCCCCCACCGGUCCUGGUUGUACAACUCCAACUACUCCUGUGAGCUCUCUAUGGUACUCACCGGCGCCGCCUUCUUUCACAAGUACUACGCCUAUCUGUAUUCUUAUGUCAUGCCCCAAGCCAUCCGGGAUAUGGUGGACGAGUACAUCAACUGUGAGGAUAUCGCCAUGAACUUCCUGGUCUCUCACAUCACUAGGAAACCUCCUAUCAAGGUGACAUCUCGCUGGACGUUCCGCUGCCCCGGUUGCCCCCAGGCCCUCAGCCACGACGAUUCCCAUUUCCACGAGCGCCAUAAAUGCAUCAACUUCUUCGUCAAGGUGUACGGCUACAUGCCCCUCCUCUACACCCAGUUCCGCGUGGACUCCGUUCUCUUCAAAACCAGACUCCCCCACGACAAGACCAAGUGCUUCAAGUUCAUCUAAGUUCUGUGUUGCUGGGGUGGGGGGCACCCCUAAAGGACCUUGGAACGUCCGCUCCCCACAAACUGCCUCAAGUCUCCUCUCCAGUCUUAAACAGUUAAUUACAACAGAGUGUAACUGCUAAUUACUGAUAACACUACUUAACAUGGAAGAAAGGAAGGACUUCGGGACAAAUACCCCCCCCUUUUUUUUUGUAUAUUGGCCAGACAAAUUAUGUUUUUAUUGUCAUUUUUGUUCCUUUUAUAACCAUACGGAUAUGGAGUUUAUUUGUAUGGUGGCGCUUUUACCCCCUUCUGUUCCAUAGAAAUCAUGUGCAUGUGUAGGGCCAUAGGGUGGCGCUCUCCAUUAGCCCCAUAGGUUCCCCCCUGCUUUCUAACCAUCCAGAUUGGCAUUAAUUACGACUAAUAUAGAGCACAGGUGCAUUAUGGGUUAGAAUCGUAAGCCUUCACGUACGGUAGAUGUGUCCUAAGCCAAUUCCGAGACUUCUCGUUCCAAUCACGAUGCACAGAAACCGCCCAAUAGAACGACUUCCUCCUCCCACGUAAACCUCACAGACGGAAGAAAGCACAGAACUUCGGCUUUUUAUCGGUUUCGCCUUUGUACAUGAAUAAAUUUGUUGUACAGGUCAAGAGAUGUAGAAUAUAUAUAUAUUUAGAGCCUCUACGGACAGGUGUUCUGGGCAAAUCAGUGGUUCUAAUGUGGUAACCGUUUUAUAGACGUUCUAGUAUUUGCAGUCACGGGAACGCCCAAUGGAUGGACUUUCUCCCGUCCCGUUGGAUGGCCAAGUGGCUCUCGUUCGUUAAUAGAGAUGAGAAUUUCCCACCGAAUGGAAAAAAGGGGCGGGGAAAAAAACCCAAAAGGAAUUGGAACCUGUGGCUUUGCCCUCACUCUCGUAGGUUUGACGCACGGAACCCUCAGAACCAAUGUAUGAAGUCAAUUUUGGUGUUGAGUCGUGUUUGUGUUCCAAUCAGAAGGUUUGUCUCAAUGUUGUGUUUUAAGACCAUGAAGAACCAAUAGGAACGACUAGGGGCGGUACCCUCAAGCACAAAACACUUCUGGCGCAUCCAUUGGCUUGUCCUCUCCACCCAUUGAUAAGAUUGGCCAAGGUUCCUCCUCUGUAUCUAUGGUGUCGGAGUAGUUUCUUUUAUUCGCUUGACUGAUCUUCCCCGUUAAGGGACGGUCGGCCGUCAGAAUUCUCCUUAGAUUGGCCCCUCCCAUUAUUAUGGCGAGCCCCAAGGUUUACAUAUUUUUGUUUUUACUCGUAUCUUGUUUUUUGUGAAUUUUUGUUUUCAAAGCUCCAGAGUACGAAUCGAGAGACGAGAAUAUUUAAUACUUUCUGACUCAGAGACCUUUACGUUUACAGAUUGAUGAAAUUUGGACCAUGGCAACCUAAAAAAGUGAUGGACGUCUUAAUAAAGUAUUUCACAGGUUCCUUUUAA
Molecule: messenger RNA, 4683 nt
Organism: Xenopus tropicalis (tropical clawed frog)
Lineage: Eukaryota; Metazoa; Chordata; Amphibia; Anura; Pipidae
Gene: extl3
Product: exostosin like glycosyltransferase 3
Biological process (GO): heparan sulfate proteoglycan biosynthetic process; glycoprotein biosynthetic process; negative regulation of keratinocyte differentiation
Cellular component (GO): membrane; Golgi apparatus; endoplasmic reticulum membrane
Molecular function (GO): protein-hormone receptor activity; glycosyltransferase activity; glucuronyl-galactosyl-proteoglycan 4-alpha-N-acetylglucosaminyltransferase activity
Source: RefSeq, marked provisional